UAUUUUCAGUGUAUGACGGGUUCAUCAUGUGACCGCCCAUCUCAGUCAUAUGACCGCGGUGUUUAGGAUUUCGUUGAGGAGAAGUAUCACAACUUUCUUUGAGCCGAGAGAAUACGGAACAGAGUUGCCAGCAUGGUUGCAACGGCUGGUUUGAUGGGGCUACAAAGCCGACUCGCAGUGCUUUUCUCGGUUGUGCUCUCUCGGUGUCUAUGCACCUCUUUUGUCAAGAUUGAACCCCUGGUUUAUGAUGAGCAGUUGCUGUGGGUGAGUGGCGGGGCAGGGGAGGUGGGCACCUACCGGAUCCCACUGCUCUCCUUUACCCCCAAGGGCAGUCUGCUGGCCUUCGCUGAGGCCCGGAAGAACUCUGCCAAUGAUGUGGGGGCCAAGUUCCUUGCCAUGCGACGCUCCACAGACAGAGGUGCCACGUGGUCUCCCACCUCCUUCAUAUUGGAUGAUGGCUACUUGGUUGACGGGCUGAACCUGGGUUCUGUGGUGGUGGAUGAGGAGACUGGCUCUGUGCUGCUGAUCUACUCGAUGUGCUUCCACCAGUACCAGUGUGACCCUGCCAGUAUUAUGUUGGUGGAGAGCAUGGAUGACGGUCUCAGCUGGAGCCCACCAAGGAACCUCUCGAUCCAGCUAGGGGUUAAGAACUUCGCCCCCGGGCCUGGCUUUGGCAUUCAGAAGCACUACCCUCCUGCCAAGGGGCGUCUGGUGGUGUGUGGACAUGGCACCCUGGAGGGUGACGGGGUCUUCUGCAUUCUGAGUGACGAUCACGGGCGAAACUGGAAGAAUGGCGCCGCACUGAAGAGCAUCCCCUACAACCAGCCCAAACAAGCCCUGGACUUCAACCCAGACGAGUGCCAGCCUGUAGAGAUGGAGGACGGUAGCAUCGUCAUCAACGUGCGCAACCAGAACAACUACCACUGCCGCUGCCGCAUGGUGGUGCGCAGCCUGGACGGGGGCGAGACUCUACCUGUGGAGCACCUGGUGUUUGACCCCAUCCUGAUAGACCCAACGGUAGCAGCAGGGGCGCUGCAGAAGGAGGGCGUGAUGUACUUCACCAACCCAGCUGACAGUACCCACAGGAUCAAUCUAACCCUGCGCUGGUCUCUGACCAAUGGCACAUCGUGGGAGAAGAACACUGUCCAGAUCUGGGCCGGCCCAAGCGGGUACUCCUGCAUGACUUCACUUACGAGCGGCAGCGCAGAGGACAGGAAGUUCAUCUUUGUCAUCUACGAGAAAGGCCACAAAGACUACGAUGAGACCAUCUCCUUCGCCAAGAUCCACCUCUACGGUGGAUGGUAGUAGAAUAAGGCUGGGGUGGGGGACUAGGUAGAGUCUGCCUCUAACCACUGGUCCAAGGUCUGUGUUCUUAAAGUGUCUUGGUGUGCUGAACUAGCAUCAGUUUAGCCUUUUUUAGAUCAUAAUGAAUUAGAUUAUAUAUAUAUAUAUAUACAUA
Molecule: messenger RNA, 1459 nt
Organism: Oncorhynchus keta (chum salmon)
Lineage: Eukaryota; Metazoa; Chordata; Actinopteri; Salmoniformes; Salmonidae
Product: sialidase-1-like
Exons: 7
Coding region: 133-1305 (390 amino acids)
Biological process (GO): oligosaccharide catabolic process; ganglioside catabolic process
Cellular component (GO): cytoplasm; lysosome; membrane
Molecular function (GO): exo-alpha-sialidase activity
Source: RefSeq, a predicted model, not a curated record